Neoarius graeffei (lesser salmon catfish) is the source of this 1289-nucleotide messenger RNA. It is a transcript of the gene neurod1, whose product is annotated as neuronal differentiation 1. Gene Ontology annotation, biological process: nervous system development; regulation of DNA-templated transcription. NCBI's taxonomy places the organism in Eukaryota, Metazoa, Chordata, Actinopteri, Siluriformes, Ariidae. Bases 99 to 1289 code for a protein of 396 amino acids. The record is from RefSeq and is a predicted model, not a curated record. The transcript has 2 exons. Gene Ontology annotation, molecular function: protein dimerization activity.
CCUCAUCCUCAUCAUCCUCAGGACCUCAGACACUCAAACGCGGAGGGGCAUGAAGCGGCUAUAACGGGGCACUGAACACAAACACAACACACAGGAUCAUGACGAAAUCUUGCACGGAAGAGCCCCCGAUGAUCGAGUCUCAGGCCGGCGGCGCCAACUGGACCGACAAGAAGCAGAAGGCCGGGCACGAGGCCAUGCGCAAAGAGCCGGAGAACGACGAAGAGGAGGCUGUGCACAUGCUCGAGGACGCGCACGAGCUGGAGGAGGAAGAAGAGGAGGAAGAGGAAGAGGAGGAGGAAGAGGAAGAGGGCGACGACGCGAGCAAGCCGAAGCGUCGUGGCCCGAAAAAGAAGAAGAUGACCAAGGCGCGCCUGCAGAGGUUCAAGCUGAGGCGCAUGAAGGCGAACGCGCGCGAGCGCAACCGCAUGCACGGGCUGAACGACGCGCUCGAGAGCCUGCGCAAGGUGGUGCCGUGCUACUCGAAGACGCAGAAGCUCUCCAAGAUCGAGACGCUGCGUCUGGCCAAGAAUUACAUCUGGGCGCUGUCCGAGAUCCUGCGCUCGGGCGAGAGUCCGGAUCUGGUGUCGUUCGUGCAGGCGCUGUGUAAAGGUCUUUCUCAGCCCACGACGAACCUGGUGGCGGGGUGUCUGCAGCUCAACCCGCGGACUUUCCUGCCCGAGCAGCAGAGCCACGCGCACGGACCGAGCGUCGCUUCGUACGCCAGCAUGCACCCGUACUGCUACCAGAGCCCCGGGCUGCCGAGCCCGCCGUACGGUGUUGCGGACGGAGCGCCGCACCACGCCUUCCACGCCAAGACGGCGGCGCAUGCGUACGGGAGCACGUUGCUCUUACCGCCGCCGCCGCCUCCUCCGCAGCCGCAGCCGCCGAGCGCCCUGCAGCCCGAGCCGUUUUACGACGCCGCGCUGGCGGACUGCGCGCACAGCCCCGCCGCGUCCUUCGACGGGCCGCUCAGCCCGCCGCUCAGCGUCAACGGGAACUUUUCCUUCAAGCACGAGCCGCCGUCGGACUUCGAAAAGAGCUAUCACGCGUUCAGCGGCGGCGUGCAGCCCUACCAUCACCACGCGCCUCCACCACCACCACCACCACCACCACCGGGACACCACCAUCACCCUCACCACCCUCAUCACCCUCACCACCACCACCACCACCACGCGCCGCUCUACGAUCUGCCCGCCAUGGAGAACGUCGUGCCCUACGAGGGCCACUCUCAUCACGAACGAGUCGUGCACAUGAACGCGCAGCUCAACGCCAUAUUCCACGACUCGUGA